Pangasianodon hypophthalmus (striped catfish) is the source of this 2904-nucleotide messenger RNA. It is a transcript of the gene lgi1a, whose product is annotated as leucine-rich, glioma inactivated 1a. Gene Ontology annotation, molecular function: protein binding. The transcript is spliced from 8 exons. Gene Ontology annotation, biological process: myelination. The record is from RefSeq and is a predicted model, not a curated record. Bases 586 to 2217 code for a protein of 543 amino acids. NCBI's taxonomy places the organism in Eukaryota, Metazoa, Chordata, Actinopteri, Siluriformes, Pangasiidae.
ACCGUCUCCAUGGAGACCUGACAGGAACGCCCACCAGUGUGGAGCAGAGCAGAGCUGAGGGUGGCGGUGCGGCGACUCAUUUUUGCGCGUCUCCGUGGUCACGUAGCCUGAAAACACACACAAAACCCCCCGGUAAAUGAUAUAUGUGCUGCAAGGACAGUCCUUUACGUUUGUAUUGUCCUCCAUUGCUGUGGAGAAGCCGUCUCAGAGCAUCAUGUGGACAGGUCUCUGCGUUCCGCAGCAAACCCCCACCACGCCGGAGGGAAGCCGUUGUUAAAUGCAAGGCGUGGCUGAGCGGGAGAGAGAGCGAGCUCCUCUCUGCGGUUUUGAUCUCCGACUGCGUACACCUGUCUUCACACACGCAAUUUUCCCUCCAGUUCUCCAUCACUGGCGGAGCUGCGACACAGAGAAGAGCGAGGGAGCGAGCGCGCGCCGCAAUCUCACGGUAAAACAAACAAACAAACAAACAAACAAAAAAAAAACGGGGUACACGCGCGCAGGGCUUUUUUCUCUCUCUCUCACCCCUCUCCGUUUCAUGAACGGCGAUAUCGUGCGCGCGGGUCGGAAGCUGGCUGACUCGUUACCAUGGCUCUGGUUAGCGCGCGACGCUUUUGCUCGCUCUGCGUUCUCGGGCUCGUGCUGCUCUCCGCGCUGGGAGCUGAAGGCAGGAGGAGGACGGCGCGCUGCCCCGCGAGCUGCACGUGCACCAAAGACACCGCGCUGUGCUCGAGCAGCUCCUCCAUUCCGCGCGGCUUCCCUCCCGACGUCAUCUCACUAUCCUUCGUGAAGUCCAGCUUCAGUGAAAUCCCCAAGGAGAGCUUCAUUCACAUCCCAGCACUCCACCUCCUACUUUUCACAGCUAACGUGUUUGAGUCCAUAAAUGAGGAUGCCUUCCUUGGUCUUCCACAUUUGGAAUACCUGUUUAUUGAAAAUAAUCAAAUCAAGUCUAUAUCACCUUUUGCCUUCCGAGGUCUUAAGUCCUUAAUACACUUGAGCCUUGCCUUCAACAAUCUGGAGUCCCUACCAAAAGAUCUCUUUAAAGGGGUGGACACUUUGACAAAAGUUGACUUGCGUGGAAAUCUGUUCACCUGUGAUUGCAAACUGAAGUGGCUGGUGGACUGGAUUUACCACACGAACGCAACCGUAGACCAGAUAUACUGCAACAGCCCUCCAGCCUAUCAAGGAAAGAAAAUCAACGAUCUUACUCCACAGUCAUUUGAUUGCAUAACAACUGAUUUUUCAUUGCUGAAGUCUCUCGAGUUCCAGUCCAUUUCAGUGGAGACGUUUACUUUUGGUGGUGACCAGUAUGUGGUGUUUGCCCAGCCUUUCAUUGGAAGAUGUAGCUUUUUGGAAUGGGACCAUGUUCAAAUGGAGUUUCGGAAUUUUGACAAUAUAACGAGUACCUCCACUGUAAUUUGCAAACCUCUGGUGAUCGACGACCAGCUGUUUGUCAUAGUGGCUCAGCUCUUUGGUGGCUCACACAUCUACAAGCGAGACAUCUCAGCCAACAAGUUCAUCAAAAUCCAAGACAUUGACAUCCUAAAAAUCCGCAAGCCUAAUGAUGUGGAGGUGUUCCGCUUGGAUGGAGAAUCCUUCUUUGUCAUUGCCGACAGCUCCAAAGCUGGUUCUACCACCGUGUACAAGUGGAAUGGCAAUGGCUUUUACUCGCACCAGUCGCUGCACCCGUGGUACCGUGACACGGACGUGGAAUAUCUGGAAAUUUCUGGCAAGCCACACCUGAUCUUAUCCAGCAGCUCACAACGGCCUGUUGUCUACCAGUGGAACAGGAGCUCCAAGCUGUUUGAGAGGCGCACUGACAUCCCUGAGAUGGAGGAUGUGUAUGCUGUGAAGCACUUUCAAGUGAAGGGUGAGCUCUAUGUGUGCCUAACACGCUUCAUUGGUGACUCCAAGGUGAUGAAAUGGGACGGCGCCAUGUUUGAAGAGGUCCAGAGUGUGCCAUCACGAGGCUCCAUGGUCUUCCAACCAUUCACAGUGGCGGAAUGGCAGUACGCCAUCCUGGGCAGCGACUACUCCUUCACUCAGGUGUACCGCUGGGAUGGCAAGAAAGGCCAGUUCAUUCACUUCCAAGAGCUCAACAUCCAGGCCCCACGGGCAUUCUCCCUGGUGUCCAUUGAUAAUCGAGAGUUCCUCUUGGCAUCCAGUUUUAAGGGGCAAACACGCAUAUAUGAACACUUGAUCCUUGACUUGAGUGAUUGAUUGAAUGGGGAAUGGGGGGAGUUACUGAUAAAACAGUGAUACUUUCCACUUUGUGGGUAAAUAGGGAGAAGAUACUGAUAAAUCAGUGAUGCGUCCCAGCUUGAGAAUGGAUGACAUGGGUAGCACACAUGCAUGCCAAUGCCUCUAUGUAGGUGUCCACCAUCGCUUGAAAUCCAUAUUGUUAAGCCAAGCCAUGCUCUAACACUUCACUGAGUGUAUUGUUAUCUUAACUAAAAGAUUACAGAUUUUGGUGAUUAUUGUAAACACAGCUACUGAAAAUAGAUCUUUUAUUCUAUUCUAUUUAUUAUCCUGUUUGAAACAAGUAAAUAUGCUAAAUUCAAUGUUUACAUUUUAUCCCUGCUUUCCAUUUGUAAAUUGAAUAAGUAUUACGCUUUUGAUAGACGUGGGGCCAAACCACCAAAAGAAUUUGAUAGGUUUUGAAAUAAUUUUUAUUGAUGUUGGUUUGUAUGAUCUGUUAACGCAACUAAAGACACUGUUUUAAUAAUUAAAUCCAGUAAUAGUUAUGUGAUUCAAAAUUUUUAAUAGACCUUACUAUCAUGACAUAUCUCUAUUGGACCAACAAUCGUUCGCCACACAUGUACUCAAUUCAUUAUGCCUGCAUUGUUUGGAAACCAAAGGUCAAAACUGAAGCCAUGGUUUUAAAUUGAAAUAAAAAUAUCAAUCACA